Molecule: messenger RNA, 2777 nt
Organism: Setaria italica (foxtail millet)
Lineage: Eukaryota; Viridiplantae; Streptophyta; Magnoliopsida; Poales; Poaceae
Product: U-box domain-containing protein 4
Exons: 5
Coding region: 125-2545 (806 amino acids)
Biological process (GO): protein ubiquitination
Cellular component (GO): nucleus; cytoplasm
Molecular function (GO): ubiquitin-protein transferase activity; protein binding
Source: RefSeq, a predicted model, not a curated record
CACACGCUCCUCUAGGCGCCUCCCUCCCAGUCUUCGUCCGCGCCUCCGCCCCCGCGUCCGCCUCGCGAGCCGCGUGGAGCUCACGGGUCACGGCGGCGACCGCCAUUGGAGCUCCCGGAGGUCAAUGGGGGAGUCAGUGCCAAUGUCAAUUAUCAACAGUAUUUCAAACUUCCGUGCCCUGUUUUCUAGCAACGCUGUUGAAACUGAGCUAGUUAAGAGGUAUGGAAGGAAGAUUGAUGAAAUCCUGGAUCUUCUGAAGAUGGUCAUCGAUGGAGUUUUAACCCAGGUCACUCCAGAUGAUAAACUACUGGAUGUGCUUGAGGAACUAGAUGUUACCAUCAACGAGGCACUAAAGCUAGUUGGAAGCUGGGAUUGGAUGAUGAGCAAAAUUUACUUUGCCACACAGGUGGAGUCCCUUAUUACCAAGAUGCAAAAAUAUGUUCUUGAAGUGUGCCAAGCUCUCAAUUCUCUCAUGUUACCAUCAGAAACAAAUUGUAUUUCAGUGUACUUGGAGAAAGCAAAGCAAUUUCACUGUGACAAAAUGACAGCUGUUGUUGGGGAGGCUUCCAGGGAUCUUGUAGGGAAAAGUAUGCCAAAGUCAGAGCAAUUGACAAAUAUCCAAGUAUCAUUGAGCUUAUCCACAAAUCAAGAAUUGCUGAUGGAGGCUGUUGCUCUGUCCAAGAUUAGAAUGAGAGUUAGCGCUGAUGAUAGUGCAGAACUGGAUGGUGUCAACGAUAUCUCUAAAUUAGUCAACUAUAUGCUUGAUAAACAUGUGGAAGAAAAGCAGAUGCACAGCAUUAAUGGAGUACCCAUUCCUGCUGAUUUUUGUUGCCCCCUUUCCCUUGAACUAAUGUCAGAUCCAGUGAUUGUGGCAUCUGGUCAAACAUAUGAACGGGUUUUCAUCAAAAAAUGGCUUGAUUUGGGCUACAAUGUCUGCCCAAAGACACGUCAAACAUUGGGGCACACCAAUUUGAUUCCUAAUUACACUGUCAAACAGUUGAUAGAAAAUUGGUCUGAGAUACAUGGCAUAGUGCUACCAGAUCCUGUGAAACUCUUGAGUUUGAGCUUUCCUGUUUUCCUGAACCUGACAAAUGAUAGUACAAGCGAUAGAUCUCGUCUCUCUGAUAACUCUCCAAGGUCAAACAUGUGUGGUUCACCAGAACAUAAGAUUUCCUCAGAGGAUAGUCGUUAUCAUAAUUUGACACAUGACGAUUCUGACUCAGAUGACCAAAUCUCCAAGGCGUCAUCUUUUGAAGACACAGAUGAUUCUGAAUCUGAUGCUUUGAGGUUACAGUCGGCAGCUACUGAAGCAAACAAAUCGAUAUGCAAUGAGACAAUUGAUGGUUGUGAAGCCCUUAAGCAGUUGAGAAAGGAUAGUCUUCAUGUUUCUGAUGUUGAGCAGCAUCUCCCACGCAGUAGUAGCAGCAGUGAUAUCGACACAGGUACUUCUUCGAGCAGCAACCAUCUUGAAGCUGUCGCGAAGCAUAAGGAGGAACAGGUCUCAAGUAACAGCAGUGCAUCAGAAACUGCUAGAAAUGAUCAAAUGGUCACAAGCUCAAUGGUAGAACCGAAUCGCCUGCCAAGGUUUGGUGGUAUUCGUUCUAGAAGUCAAUUAGUCUGGCGUCAACUAUCAGAUAAAGCUGUUCCAGCGGAUUCAAGAUCCGAUUCUCCCGGUGUCGAUGUUCAAGUUCGUAGACUUAUUGAGGACCUGAAAAAUGAGUCUACUGAGCUCCAAAGAUCAGCAAUAGGAGAGCUGCUGAUUCUUUCUAGGCACAGCAUGGAGAAUAGAAUUGCCAUUGCAAACCACGGUGCUAUACCCUUCUUGGUGAGUCUUCUUUAUUCUGCAGAUCCCAGCACGCAAGAAAGUGCUGUAACGGUACUCCUGAACUUGUCAAUUAAUGACAACAACAAGAUCGCCAUCGCAUGUGCCAACGCCAUCGAGCCUCUCAUCCACGUUCUUGAGACGGGUAACCCAGAAGCAAAAGCAAACUCAGCUGCUACUCUCUUCAGCCUUUCAGUAAAUGAAGAAAACAAGGCCAAAAUUGGACGCUCCGGCGCAAUUAAACCACUAGUAGACUUGCUAGAAGAUGGGAAUGCACAGGGGAAGAAGGAUGCAGCAACGGCUCUCUUCAACCUAUCGAUAUUUCACGAGAACAAGGCCCGAAUCAUUGAGGCCGGGGCUGUAAAGCCCCUGGUGGAGCUCAUGGACCCUGCAGCAGGGAUGGUUGACAAGGCUGUCUCCGUCCUUUCAAUCCUUGCCACGGUGCAGGAGGGGAGGGAUGGCAUCGCUCAGGCUGGUGGUAUUCCCGUGCUGGUUGAGGUGGUCGAGCUGGGCUCAGCAAGGGCGAAGGAGAAUGCUGCCGCUGCCCUGCUGCAGCUCUGCACCAACAACAGCAAGUUCUGCAGCCUGGUGCUCCAGGAAGGCGCCAUGCCGCCUUUGGUGGCGUUGUCGCAAUCAGGCACGGCCCGUGCAAGAGAGAAGGCACAGGUUCUUCUGAGCUUUUUUCGCAACCAACGCCAAGUUGGCAAGGUCAUUAGACGCUAGAUUCAGAUGAUGACGGAGUACCCCGGGUGUACCUUCUGAUGUAAUUACGACUGCUUUUCCUUGCAUCCUUGCGCAACCAUGCUUGUUGGGCAAGUGGUGUACAUCCCAUAGGUAGUGAUAUUCUUGGGUAGCGAGUGGUUAAAGAGUGAUUGGUGUAAGACGUCUCCAUUGUAUAUUGCGUACUAAUCAUUUCUUCACUUGUUCAGUUGUUUGUGACGUUGGGAAAGAGUUA